GAAGAGGGCGCGUGCGUGCUUGUCAUAUCCGGGAGCCUUCCGUUUAUAAACAUAAUCUCGUGUGCUACUGUCACAAUCUGGGCUGUAAUGAUCUUAAAAUGAGUUAAGUGCUUUAAUAACGGAAACAAAAAUCAUUUUUAUUGUGACUUGUACUUAAGGUAAAUCGUCAUCAGACUAUCCCGAGGCUGAAAUAUCACGUUCAAGAGUGAAUAAACUCAAGAAGAUGCCAGCUCGUAACACUAUAAACAAUGGAGUCAGAUACUCCAAACUAGCCAGUGAUGAUGAUGGAUACAUUGAUCUCCAGUUUAAGAAAAGUCCACCUAAAGUCCCUUAUAAAGCGAUCGCCCUGGCAACUGUUCUCUUCCUCAUCGGCUCCAUUCUGAUCAUCAUCGGAUCCCUCCUGUUAGCAGGAUACUUUGAAGUUAAUGAUCACCGUGAUCGCACCAUCCCAGUCCUGGUGAUUGGGAUCCUGGUCUUUCUUCCGGGGUUUUACCACCUGCGCAUCGCCUAUUACGCCUCCAAGGGUUACCGCGGUUAUUCCUAUGAUGACAUCCCUGACUUUGAUGACUGAGCAGCGGAGACAGGCUGAUCUGAACAGAGCUUUGAACCUGGUUUUCCUGCAGCGCCGCUAUAUAUGUUUAUCAUGGAUGUAAUGCCAUUAUUUGUAAUGCAGACAGGUCUCAGUUCAGUAGUUAUAUUAGUAUGCUGUAUGGAGUUCCAGGUUGAUGCAACAAGCAAAGUCUGGGGCAAGAAAAACUACUCAAAACAUGCCACAUGCUGUUUUAUAUUUGACAGCUCUUGUGAUGGAUUGCACUAGCAUUCAAAUCUGUCAUUAAUGAUGGGUUUAUGUUUUUAUUUUAUUUUUUACAUUAACAUUACUGUUUUAAUCCAUUCUUGAAAAAAAGUAAAAAAGUUUCAAUUUUAAAUACAUUUGUGUAUGAUGGGAAUAAAGCACCAUUACAGAGUUUUUAUCUUUCAUGUCUAAUGCCAUGUCACUGGAUUUAACUUAUUUAAAUUUAUUGGAUUUUAUUGGCAUUACAGAGGAUACUUUAUAAAUAAAUAACUUGUUUCAAAA
Molecule: messenger RNA, 1075 nt
Organism: Carassius auratus (goldfish)
Lineage: Eukaryota; Metazoa; Chordata; Actinopteri; Cypriniformes; Cyprinidae
Product: transmembrane protein 230-like
Exons: 4
Coding region: 224-571 (115 amino acids)
Biological process (GO): synaptic vesicle transport
Cellular component (GO): synaptic vesicle; endomembrane system
Source: RefSeq, a predicted model, not a curated record